AUGACCGGCUCACAUAAUAACCACGACGAUCAGGCCUCCACCAACUACAAGGAAGCGUUCUCCCUCUUCGACAAGCGCGGCUCCGGCAAGGUCUCCCUAGAGUCCCUUGGUGACCUCCUGCGCGCAUGCGGCCAGAAUCCCACCCUCGCUGAGAUCGCCGAUCUGGAGAAGAGCCUCGGCGGAGACUUCGACUUCGAUUCUUUCGUGAAGGUUCUCAACCGUCCGGGCGGCUUCCGCGACCCUGGCGAAGCCGAGGAGUACUGUCGUGGAUUCCAGGUGUUCGAUAAGGAUAUGACCGGAUUUAUCGGGGUCGGUCAGCUUCGAUACAUUCUCACGAACUUGGGCGAGAAGAUGUCCGAUGAAGAAGUCGAUGAGCUGCUCAAGGCCGUCGAUACCAGUUCGGGUGAGAUUAACUACACCGAUCUCGUUCGCACGAUCCUGGCCAACUGA
This is a messenger RNA of Aspergillus bombycis, 450 nucleotides long. RefSeq names its product putative cytokinesis EF-hand protein Cdc4. The record is from RefSeq and is a predicted model, not a curated record. Gene Ontology annotation, molecular function: calcium ion binding. Gene Ontology annotation, cellular component: myosin II complex. Gene Ontology annotation, biological process: mitotic actomyosin contractile ring assembly. Bases 1 to 450 code for a protein of 149 amino acids. The transcript has 4 exons. Lineage: Eukaryota; Fungi; Ascomycota; Eurotiomycetes; Eurotiales; Aspergillaceae.